AUGCUGACAGCCGCCCUCCCGCCCAUCAUCUUGCGCUGGCUUCUCGUAGCUCUACCAGAGCUGGCCAAAGACGCACAUACCUCUGAGGCAGAUGGACCUCUGCAAGAUGGGCAAGAGAGCUACGACGCCCGAAUCACCCAUAGCUACGGUCUAGUUGCAGCCAUGGCACUCUCACAGAUGGCUGCUGGCAUCCUCAUCAACGCGUCGCGAUACAAGCUAGAAGGCGUCGGAGCCCAGGCAAAGGCUGCUCUCACGUACAUCAGCAUGGAAAAGGCCUUCUUGGCACCUCCUUCUUCGGCCGCAAUCACCUCACCUCAAAGAGUUCAAGGAACAAAAGGGGGCCCGAGACGUCAAAUCUGGAACUCCGGCGCCGUGUUUAACCUCGCAUCCGUGGAAGCCUCACGCAUAGAGGAUUGCAUCAGCGGUAUUAACGCUAUCUGGACCGUACCAGCUAGCUUUAUCCUCGCGAUCCCCAUGUUGGCCACGAAUGUAGAUACUUCAUCGCUAGGCGGCAUGGUGAUCUUGCUUCUAGGUCUUCCCAUCUUCACCAGCGUCGCUCUCCGCAUCUGGGGCGAGCAAAAGGCUCUCAGCGGACUCUGCCGACGACGAGCGGCCAGCACACAGCAAGUGAUCCAAGGCAUCCGCGGAAUCAAACUCGCAGGAUGGGCUUCCCAGACCAUGGUUCUAAACAAGCUGUGCGGGAUGAGGGUGGUGGAGAUGGUGACGGCAAGCCGGUUAUGGCACAACCGCGCCGUGCUCGAAGCGGCGUGCGCUCUCUUGCCGACAUUGGAAUCUAUGGCAAGCCUCGUCCUCUAUGAUACGUUCCACGAGGGCGUACCUGACCCAGCAAAGGCGUUCUCAUCCUUUGCUCUGUUCUUGGCGCUCAAACCGCAUGUAAACCGUGCGGCACAGGCAGCGGUACAGUUGCAGGAUCUUUUGGUGGGAUGCCGCGCAAUUGAGCAGUGGUUAGAGACGGAGGAGCCAGGUGAACUGAUGGCGAAGUCUGCCGACUGGGCAGUUGAUAUAGCUCAGGAUACAGUCGUUUGCUGGCCAGUCACAUCUGAAGAUGACGACUUCGUAUUAGCCUUUGACACCCAGGUUCAGGUCAUGAAAGGUGAAACGGUGGCCGUCUGUGGCGCACCUGAGUCUGGUAAAUCAUCUCUGCUAUGUGCGGUCGCAGGCCAAAUGUGCCUCGAGUCCGGCAGAUUAGAACUGGGCAUCGGGUCAAAUGUGGCCAUGGCUGGCCAGACACCAUGGAUGAGGAGAGGAACGAUCCGCAGCAAUGUCCUCUUCGACCAGAAGUUUGACGAGGCAAGAUAUUGGGCGCUUCAGCUCUCCUGA
This is a messenger RNA of Colletotrichum phormii, 1341 nucleotides long. RefSeq lists its product as uncharacterized. Gene Ontology annotation, molecular function: ATPase-coupled transmembrane transporter activity; ATP binding. The transcript has a single exon. The record is from RefSeq and is a predicted model, not a curated record. Bases 1 to 1341 code for a protein of 446 amino acids. Lineage: Eukaryota; Fungi; Ascomycota; Sordariomycetes; Glomerellales; Glomerellaceae. Gene Ontology annotation, cellular component: membrane. Gene Ontology annotation, biological process: transmembrane transport.